GUCUCGAGAAGCACAGAGAUGGCAACAGCUUAGGGAUUAUCAUUAUACCUGCAGUGGACUGUUAACUGUUUUUCUGUUAAUCGUAAAUGCGAUCUGGCACUUGAUCUGAAAUCUGAAUAAGUAAAGCAUCGCUUGGCUAAUUAAUCGAAAUGAUUAAGUCCGCGCUGAGGCUGGCGAAAUUUCCCGGAUUACGGGAAAGGGUGUUGGUCGAUGGCCGACUGAUCCCGGCGUGGGAUUUUGCACGUUUGAGUGUCAUAACCUCGAGGAAUAUUUGCACUACUCAGUUGUGCGGCAAGGAGAUUCGAACGCUGAAUGAAAAAUUGCAAGUCGGCCAGACCUCAAAAUAUGGAUUGGUAGAGGGAGAAACUAUGCCCGAGACAACCAACGUUAGUCAGCAGGAGCAUCUAUUUCCCGAUGCAGACACACCGAAUCGACUCUUCAAUGGUGUACCAUAUAAGGAAAUGCAUAUUGUCAAUAUAAAAUCAACUCCUAAUAAUACAAUUAUGACUUUUACAAACUUUAGUGGCGACGUAUUAUUGUUGCAUUCGGCAGGUAUAGAGGGUUUUAAGAAUGCUAAGAAAGGGACAAACAUUGCUGCUCAACAAGCAGCUAUAACUCUUGGUAAUCGCAUUCUUGAAUAUGGUAUUAACACAGUCAGGAUACGAGUACAGGGUAUUGGACCUGGCAGAAUGUCUUCUAUAAAAGGCCUUCAAAUGACGGGAUUGAACAUUGUAUCAAUUACAGAUGAUACUAGAGUAAGUUGGGAUCCACCACGGCCACGAAAACAAAGAAGAAUAUAAUUAUUAGAUGUUAUAACUUAUUAUAAUUUGAAUGUGUUAAUACAUACUGUAAAAAUCUUCCAUUAUGCGUAUUAUUUUAUCUUUCCAAAUUGAAGUACAUAUUAAAAAUGAAUUACGAUUUUAAUAA
Molecule: messenger RNA, 927 nt
Organism: Wasmannia auropunctata (little fire ant)
Lineage: Eukaryota; Metazoa; Arthropoda; Insecta; Hymenoptera; Formicidae
Gene: mRpS11
Product: 30S ribosomal protein S11, chloroplastic
Exons: 4
Coding region: 150-800 (216 amino acids)
Biological process (GO): translation; ribosomal small subunit assembly; maturation of SSU-rRNA from tricistronic rRNA transcript (SSU-rRNA, 5.8S rRNA, LSU-rRNA)
Cellular component (GO): mitochondrial small ribosomal subunit; ribosome
Molecular function (GO): structural constituent of ribosome; mRNA 5'-UTR binding; small ribosomal subunit rRNA binding
Source: RefSeq, a predicted model, not a curated record